AUCAUGUUAUCAUCAUCAAGUACAUUGAUUACAUAGGUGUCAUGUAAUCAUCAUCAAGAACAAUCAAAUUGAUUAAAUGUGAAAUCAUGUUAUCAUCAUCAAGUACAUUGAUUACAUAGGUGUCAUGUAAUCAUCAUCAAGAACAAUUAUAUUGAUUACAUAGGUGUCAUGUAAUCAUCAUCAAGAAUAAUUAUAUUGAUUAAAUAUGCCAUCAGGUAAUUAUCAUUAAAUAUUUAUCAUCAUGAUUCAUCAAAUUGACCAUAUGAUAAUAUGUGUCAUAUCAUGAAUGUUACUAUACAUUUUGUGGACGUAUAUAUAUGUAUAUGUAUAUGUCUGAGAAUCAUUCUACAAUUCUAGCGUGGUACCACACAGCGGUUUCGCUGAGCGUGUAGUUUGUAUUUUUCGUUGACUACACGUAGGUAACAAGAAGACAAUGAUGGAACCACUCCCGGAGGGCAUUGAGUCAGAGGAGAUGCAAGGAUGGCAGGCAAAUCGCAAAUUAUCAGAACCCAUUCUUCUUCUUCGAUUGAACGCUGCCACAAGACCCUUUUCUUCUUCGAUCAGGGUCGCGACCAACCCUCCUCUCAAUUUCCGAUUCAGCAACGCCUGCGACAGACUACAAAGGCGCAGUGACUCAAUUCAUGGAGACGGUCGGCGAGUUUCCUUCAUCGAUUCAACAACAGCAACCGCCUGAGGAGGCGGUGCUCUGGCGACGGUGAGAGAACUCCGGUGAAGCGCAGCAGCAAUCGGCGACUUCCCUCUGGCGACGUCCAGUCAGCCACAACCAUCUAUUCCGGCGAACCAGCCCAGACAUCAUGCGGUUCAUCUCUGCUCUGGCGACUGAACCAACGGCGGGAAUUGAGCCAGCGAAAUCUGGCGAGGAAUCUGGUGGCGAGCCUCUGCUCCAGCGAGAAUAGCAGUAGCGGCGUCUAGACGGCAGACCAGUCUCUGACAGUCAUUGUUGAUAAAAUUCACGUGCAGGUGUUCAUCAGUCCAGAAGUCAAGGGCUUACUUCUAGCGCUUUCAGAGGGAAAGAUAGAUUACAAAGCUAGGACUCGGCUGAUCAAUCAGGACAAGAACAAAUAUAUCACCCCGAAAUACCGCCUUGUUGUUCGAUUUGAAUGAUGUAAUGGAGGAUAGAUUUAGUGUGUUGAUAAUGUUGGUGAAUCAAUUAGCUGCAGAUGGAUUCUAUUGUAAUUAUACAAUGGAAUUUCGCAGGCUACAAAGAGCACACUUUAUGGGAUAAUCGACACAGUUUCUGCAGUUCAUCCUCUUACGCCACUACUAAGCUUAUUGAAGACCAAUGGUAAGCUUGUAUUGGUUGGUCUCCCGGAGAAACCCCUUGACUUGUUGGCGUUUCCCUUGAUCAUGGACAGAAAAUUGGUUGCAGGAAGUGGCAUCGCUGGAAUAAAUUAAAGGAGACUCAAGCCAAAAUAACAUCACGCCCGAUGUUGAGAUUGUGCCGAUGGACUAUGUCAACACCGCCAUGGAACGCCUAGCCAAAGCCGACGUGAAAUACGGAUUCGUAUUGGAUUUUUCCACAGUGGAAUAGGAUGGAUUGAAAAGGCAGGCAUUUAGAAUAUGCAAAUUGUAAGGAAGAUGAUGUAAAUAUUAAAUUAUUAGAUGUUAA
Molecule: messenger RNA, 1630 nt
Organism: Cuscuta campestris
Lineage: Eukaryota; Viridiplantae; Streptophyta; Magnoliopsida; Solanales; Convolvulaceae
Source: the annotation of a GenBank genome assembly